CAUUCUGUUCUGACGCCUAUCUUUAGAAAAAGUCUGUGAUUGGAUAGGCAAUGUUUACGAUACCCUUUCUCUAUGAUAUCAUUGGUCAGUAACGUUGUAGUAUGACAACAAAUACACGUGUCUGCAGACCAACGUGAGGUUCUGCAGAGUGUGUGAGAGAACAGAGACAAAUUGCUGAAAUAGUUUCUAAGCUGAAUUCAGUUGCAAUUCAGUCAUCUAAAUUUCGUAUUCUCAUAGCGCUUUUUUUUUCGCAGUACAGACCAAUGAUACGCAUUUAACAAGGAGUCUCGAAAUUCAGCAUGGAUAGAGAGCGGAAUCAGAGAGACGACUGGAAUUUCCGUUAACGGCAAAAACAUUAGUGCAACCAAUUCUGCAGAUAUGCAGAAACCUCAAGGGGGCCAAGGCAUCAUUUAAAGGCUCUCUCAUUCAUUGGUGGAGGCAGUGCAAGCGGACUGAUAUUUACAGACCGAAGACUAGACUACCAAGGACCAUAGGCUACGACGAGUUACCUGAGAAACUUUGAGAUUUUGGUCACUCAACAGAACACAAUGAGGCCCGAAGACAUGAUGCAGGAGCUGCCAGAUCUUUGGAUAUUCGGCUACGGCUCCUUGGUAUGGAAACCGGACUUCAAGUACAAAAGACGCAAAGUUGGUUAUAUUCGGGGCUACAAGAGACGUUUUUGGCACGGGGACAACUUUCAUAGAGGCAGUGAUAAAAUGCCUGGGAGAGUAGUGACAUUGGUGGAGGAUCAUGACGCCUGCACGUGGGGUGUGGCCUACGAGGUCACCGGCACACAAGUUCAGGAAUCUCUCAAAUACCUGAACCUCAGGGAGGUGGUGCUGGGCGGCUACGUGACCAAGAUGGUGGAGUUCCGACCGCGGGAGGAGGGCGAAGCUCCUCUGCUGGCCUUGGUCUACAUCGCCACCUCCGACAAUCCCAUCUACCUCGGGCCGGCCAGCCCCGGCGAGAUCGCCGCCCAGAUUGCCUGCUGCAGGGGUCAGACGGGUCACAACAUCGAGUACCUCCUGCGCCUCACAGAGUUCAUGAGGCUCUACUGCCCAGAGGUGGAGGACGAGCACCUCUUCUCCAUCGAGGCGGCUGCCUUGGCCUUGGUGCUGUGACAGGAUUUUGGCGUGUUCAGACACACAUACACACGUUUUAUGGUGUUUUAAGCCCCCAAUUUCGUCUUCCAGGCAGCGCUGCAUGGAUGGCACUAGGUUUAGGCAAGGGUUAAGGUAAGGGUUAUGUGCCUUGAAGUCCACAGUUGCAGGCUUAAAACACCAUCGAGCCACACACACACACACGCCAUACACUGGUGCAAAAAAAAAGUGACAUGGCGACAUCAACAUAGUGACAUCAACAUGGACACAUUUCUCAGUCAAGAGCUUUGAAAUCUCAGUCCAAGUCCACCAAAAACAGGUAUACAAGUGUCUGUGUAGAUAGUUGUUGCCAUGACAAAUCAGCGGGGAGGAGUGAGAGGCCUCAGCAAGUUCACAACAGUCCACUACACGGAGCUGAAGGAUAAUCCAGGAGCUCCAUUUCAUCGGCCAUUUUCUGUAUGUCUAGUUAUAUUCAAUACUCUGAUCUCAUGGACCAUAGAUGAGAGAGGCCAAAGUCUAGAUGCGAGAGUCUAGAUGCGAGAGAAUGGAUCUUGGGGUGACAUGCCAUAUUGUUUUAUGAGAAUUUAAAUCAAAGGCUUUAAAGGGGCUUUAUUGGGCUUAUGCUUGAGGCAGAUGUUAUAGGUCUGCUUGUGAUUGCAACCUCAUGCAACCCCCCCCCCCCCCCCCCCCCCGUUAAUGUAUACUGCACUGUGUAAGCUCUUUCUGACAGAAUGUCUGUUUCUUUGGAUCUGCUAUGUACCCUGUGCCUUUGUUGUAGAAGGACACAAACAAGUAAAUAAAUAACAUUUGGAUUUCA
Messenger RNA from Alosa sapidissima (American shad), 1917 nucleotides. Its product is annotated as glutathione-specific gamma-glutamylcyclotransferase 1-like. Gene Ontology annotation, cellular component: cytoplasm. The record is from RefSeq and is a predicted model, not a curated record. Bases 549 to 1121 code for a protein of 190 amino acids. NCBI's taxonomy places the organism in Eukaryota, Metazoa, Chordata, Actinopteri, Clupeiformes, Clupeidae. Gene Ontology annotation, biological process: glutathione catabolic process. Gene Ontology annotation, molecular function: glutathione specific gamma-glutamylcyclotransferase activity; gamma-glutamylcyclotransferase activity. The transcript is spliced from 3 exons.